Messenger RNA from Adineta steineri, 1209 nucleotides. The record is from the annotation of a GenBank genome assembly. Lineage: Eukaryota; Metazoa; Rotifera; Eurotatoria; Adinetida; Adinetidae.
AUGGAGAGCAACAAAGUCAACGUUUACAAUGGUGUGCAUCUAACUAAUGCUGCUCCAAGGCAACGAGCGACACCAUCUGCAUAUUAUGACACGGGAAAAUUAACACGGGUCCUGUUUUCUAUUCUUGUUCUUAUUUUAUCCUUGGCUGUUUUAGCAAUUGCUCUUCUUACGAAAAAAAUAAAUGAAGAAAAUAUAUCAAUAUCAGAAGGAUCAAUCAUUGAAGCAACAACAACAACAGAAAUGAUCAUUCCAGACAUGAUCGAAAUAACAACCAAAGAACUAUUAAUGCCUUCUGUUAUCAUUAAUACGGAUACAAAAUGGAAACAAAAUGCAAUUACUGUUGCCGGAGGAUAUGGACGGGGAAAUAAAUUAAAUCAAUUAAAUGAUCCUUAUGGUAUUUGUAUUAAUGAUGAUGAUAAUAGUAUUUAUAUUGCUGAUCGUGAAAACCAUCGUAUCGUUAAAUGGCAAUCAGGUGCAUACAACGGCGAAAUAGUUGCAGGUGGAAAUGGACGUGGAAGUGCAAUACAUCAAUUAAAUUAUCCAAAAGAUGUUAUUCUUGAUAAAGGCAAGAACAAUAUUAUCAUUUGUGAUCAGGGCAACUCACGAAUAAUACGAUCAUCUCUUCAAAAUAGCCAGAAUCAACGGGUAUUGAUAGUACGUAUUGUUUGCUGUAGUUUAGCAAUGGAUGACAAUGAAGAUCUUUAUAUUUCGGAUUGGGCAAAACAUCAAGUCAUACGUUGGCGACAAGGAGAUAAAGAAGGUAAAGUUGUAGCAGGUGGGAAUGAUAAAGGAAAUCGAUUUGAUCAAUUUAAUCAACCGAGUUCUAUUUUCGUCGAUAAAUAUUAUUCAAUUUACGUAGCAGAUUGUAUGAAUAAUCGCGUAAUGAAAUGGUCGAAAAAUGCGACUAUAGGUAUUCCUGUUGCUCAUGGACAACUCAUUAAUGCAAAUCUCAGUUCACUUCUUCGACCCAAUAGCGUAAUUGUUGAUCAUAUGGGUAAUAUUUAUAUGUCGAAUGAGAGAAAUCAUCAAAUAACACGUUGGUCACCAGGUACAACAAAAGGUGUUCCUGUCGUUGGUGGAAGAAACGCUGGAAGCAAAUCCAUGGAGCUUAGUUAUCCAUUUGAUUUAUCAUUCGAUCGACAAGGUAAUCUUUAUGUCGUCGAUGCAGGCAACGAUCGAAUACAAAAAUUUAUUAUUGAUCGUGACUGA